Oncorhynchus gorbuscha (pink salmon) is the source of this 876-nucleotide messenger RNA. RefSeq names its product cyclin-dependent kinase inhibitor 3 (gene cdkn3). The record is from RefSeq and is a predicted model, not a curated record. Gene Ontology annotation, cellular component: nucleus. Gene Ontology annotation, molecular function: protein tyrosine phosphatase activity. NCBI's taxonomy places the organism in Eukaryota, Metazoa, Chordata, Actinopteri, Salmoniformes, Salmonidae. Bases 101 to 796 code for a protein of 231 amino acids. The transcript has 7 exons. Gene Ontology annotation, biological process: protein dephosphorylation.
GAAUCGAGUGCACUCUUGGGCGUGGCUGAGUCGAGCCUGGAUCUGAUUGGCUGGUUUGGACACUCGGUGUUUUUUUAAAAAUCGUAGCUGACAAGCGUUCAUGAACUCUCUUGUCAACAUUUGUUACAAAAAACGUCAAUUCAUUGUGUAUUUGCCAGAAACAAUGAGGACCACCAGUGAGUUUGAUUCAUCCUCUGAUGAAGAGGAAAUUUGUGAAGAGCAUCUGACACCUUUCCAGAUCUCCUGGUUGCCCUUGUCCAUAGUGGACUGUUCUCUGUUUCUUGGAAUAUGUCCUUUGCCAGGGUGCAAAUUCAAAGAUAUCAGAAGAAAUUUACUGAGAGAUGUUGGUGAGCUGCAGAACCAGGGGGUGCAGGAUGUGUUUGUGUUCUGUACCAGAGGAGAGCUCCAUAAGUACCGUGUGCCUAGCCUGCUGGAGACCUACAGGCAGCAGGGGCUCGUGGUGCACCACCUGCCCUUCCCUGACGGGGGCACCCCUGACCUGCAGCAGUGCUGCCAGAUACUGGAGGGACUGCAAGCCAACCUACACGACAACCGGAAGACUGUCAUCCAUUGUUAUGGAGGUCUGGGUCGCUCUGGACUAAUUGCUGCCUGUCUGCUGCUUCAACUGUCCGUCUCCAUGACUCCCAACAAAGCCAUCGAGAUCCUAAGAGAGCACAGAGGGGGUGGGGCCAUUCAGACAGUCAAGCAAUACAACUUCCUGCAUGAGUUCCGGGAAAAAUACUCUGCCUAUCAAGAAACCAAGGCAGUCUCAACAGAGCGAUCGGUGUCGCGGUGAUACCAUUCCCCUUCAACAUCAACCUAACUCUGUCCUUUUUAAAUUAAUUGGGAGUAAUAAAGCAUUGAAUAUUAACCGCU